AUUUUUAAACGAAAAAAAAAAAAACUUUGGCCUCUCCGGUGACUCUUCCUUCUUCUGCUACCGAACUUUUCGCUUCCUUCUCUGACCAAUUUUUUUCAACAACCUCUCUUCUUCAACAAAUUCUCUUCUCAAAUCCUCCAAAUCCUCUCUGCCAUGAACGCUACUUUCUUCCUCCUCUCCACCACCGUCUCCACCGUCACAAUCACCGGAUUCAACGGUCUCGAUUUCUCAUCUUAGAACCACAUGCAUCCCUUCUGUUGCGUUACAACUGUCUCCGAUCACUCUCCUUCGAUGCCUCCGUUACCUGAACCACAACCGCCUCUACCGAAUUACGCCGCCGAUUUUGGUUCGGCGAGAUCCGAACCGAUUAUAACUCGAUCUGCUUCUCAAAGUUAUAAUCAUUCAGGUCAAUUCAAUAACAAUCUUAUUCAUAGUCUCUCGUUUAAUCAUCACCAGAGUGAUGUAACGGAUCGAUUGGGGCAACGCGUUUUAGCUUUGCCGGCGGCGGUUAGAGAACCACCGGUUGAUGUUAAGAUUAACGAUAUCGUUGGGAAUGGAAUUGCUGGGAUUUUGUAUAAGUGGGUGAAUUAUGGUAGAGGAUGGAGACCUAGGUGGUUUGUUUUGCAAGAUGGUGUUCUUUCUUAUUAUAAGAUUCAUGGACCUGAUAAGAUCUUUGUUAGUCCUGAAACUGAGAAAGGAUCUAAAGUCAUUGGAGAUGAGUCUGCUCGUAUGAUCUCUAGGCAUAAUCGCCGUGGCGGUAGCAGUAGUAGUUGCCAGCUUCGUCGCAAGCCAUUCGGAGAAGUCCAUCUCAAGGUUUCUUCAGUUAGAGAGAGUAGAUCAGAUGAUAAGAGGUUUUCCAUUUUUACUGGUACCAAGAGGCUUCAUUUGCGUGCGGAGACGCGAGAGGACCGAACAACUUGGGUUGAGGCUUUACAAGCUGUUAAAGAUAUGUUUCCAAGGAUGUCUAAUAGUGAGUUGAUGGCUCCGACUAACAAUUUGGCUAUGUCGACGGAGAAGAUUAGGUUAAGGUUGAUUGAGGAAGGAGUAAGUGAGUUAGCUAUUCAGGACUGUGAGCAAAUUAUGAAGUCUGAGUUCUCAGCACUUCAGAGCCAGCUGGUGCUUCUUAAACAGAAGCAGUGGCUUCUCAUUGAUACUCUUAGGCAGUUGGAGACAGAAAAGGUAGAUCUUGAGAACACAGUUGUAGAUGAAAGUCAAAGACAGGCUGAUAAUGGAUGUUCCGGUGAAUUAAGACACGAGAAGUUCAGUGAAGGCACUGCCACUGAGUCUGAUGAUGAUAAUGAACGAGGUGAUGCCGCCGAGGAGGAAUUUGAUGAGGAAGAAAAUACCUUUUUUGAUACACGUGAUUUUCUUUCUUCAAGUUCUUUCAAGAGUAGUGGUUCUGGUUUUCGUACAUCAUCAUUUUCGUCCGAUGAAGAUGGCUUUGAGUCUGAAGAUGAUAUUGAUCCUUCCAUCAAGUCUAUUGGAUGCAAUUAUCCUCGCGUCAAAAGGAGGAAGAAUUUACCUGAUCCGGUUGAAAAAGAGAAAAGUGUUAGCCUUUGGUCAAUGAUCAAAGACAAUAUAGGGAAGGAUCUCACAAAAGUCUGUCUUCCUGUUUACUUCAACGAGCCACUUUCUUCUUUACAGAAAUGUUUUGAGGAUUUGGAAUAUUCGUACCUUCUUGACCGAGCAUUUGAAUAUGGCAAAAGGGGAAAUAGCCUCAUGAGGAUACUUAAUGUAGCUGCUUUUGCUGUAUCUGGGUAUGCAUCAACUGAAGGAAGAAUUUGCAAACCUUUUAAUCCAUUGUUAGGUGAAACAUACGAGGCAGACUAUCCAGACAAAGGCCUUCGAUUUUUUUCAGAAAAGGUCAGUCAUCAUCCUAUGGUUGUCGCAUGCCAUUGUGAUGGCACCGGAUGGAAAUUCUGGGGAGACAGCAAUCUUAGGAGCAAAUUCUGGGGUCGAUCUAUUCAGCUUGAUCCUGUUGGUGUAUUGACUUUGCAAUUUGAUGAUGGAGAAAUCCUUCAGUGGAGUAAGGUGACUACAUCAAUAUACAAUCUCAUACUUGGUAAACUAUACUGUGAUCACUAUGGUACUAUGCGUAUUGAGGGUAGUGCAGAAUACUCAUGUAAACUUAAAUUCAAGGAGCAGUCCAUCAUAGACCGAAAUCCUCAUCAGGUUCAUGGUAUAGUUCAAAACAAGAGUGGGAAGACAGUGGCAACUAUGUUUGGGAAAUGGGAUGAGAGCAUACACUUUGUGACGGGUGAUUGUUCUGGAAAAGGGAAAUUGAGUGAAGAUAUGUCAGGAGCUCAACUUCUCUGGAAACGGAGCAAACCUCCUGGAAACGCAACAAAGUAUAAUCUAACACGUUUUGCAAUCACAUUGAAUGAGCUUACACCUGGGCUUAAGGAGAGGCUGCCACCAACGGAUUCAAGGCUGCGACCGGACCAGAGGUAUCUCGAGAACGGAGAGUUUGAAAUGGCCAACACAGAAAAGUUGCGGCUGGAACAGCGACAACGUCAGGCGAGGAAGAUGCAGGAGAGAGGAUGGAAGCCGAGGUGGUUCAUGAAGGAGAAAGGAAGCGAGUCUUACCGAUACAAAGGAGGUUACUGGGAAGCCCGAGAGGAUGGAUCAUGGGUAGACUGUCCAGACAUCUUCGGCCACAUCGAUUCCGAUCAACAAAUGAUAGAGUAAAACGAAAUUACCAUUCACAUCGAUUCUUGAAUCACGAAGUAUUAAAUUCCUCCUAUCUUCCUUUCUAAUUACGUUUUCGUUUCUUCUAUUAUUUUUCUUCCUUUUUCAUCUCAUUAUUCUUUACUCGCCAUUUCACGUUACAGGACCUUUACCUUUAGUCUCUUUUUUUCUUUUCUUCUUUGUAUAUCAUGAAAUAGUUUCGCGUCAUACCCAAAUUUGUCCAAUCCUUGUAAGUGGAAGAAUGUGCUCCAAAUCAUACAUGGCUAUAUUGAAUAAGCAAAAGGAAGAAAGUUACUUAUGUGAAAGAGAUGUGGCUACCCUUUGUUAAGUGUACUUAUGCUUCUACCUGUGAGUCGGUUAGUCAUUGCAUUCCCAAAUAAUUACUCGAGUAAGGAUGCCGAAAAUGUUGAGGUUCCGACCAUGCUUAUUGUACAGAAUGAAGCUUCAAGAACAUACUCAAUCAGUUAUUGGAGCAACCAAUUGAAGACGAGACUAGUUCAUCACCACCCUUAGCCAUGAACAUCAUCGAUCAAGCCCAUGGAUGGAAAAAUAGCGGAUUUAUCAUAACUUAAUAUUCCUAGAUGCACAAUUUGAUAUGCCUCGUUGUAGAGUAAUUGGACAAGAUUAUCGUAACGUUACAAGCCUAUUUAUAUGUAACAUGUUAACGACCAGUCCCAAUGGACAUGGAAAAGGUUGUGUUUAGUCGAGUGAGUAAAUAAGUCAUGCCUCGUCAGCAUUUUUUAUGGU
Messenger RNA from Arabidopsis thaliana (thale cress), 3435 nucleotides. RefSeq names its product OSBP(oxysterol binding protein)-related protein 1C (gene ORP1C). The record is from RefSeq and is marked reviewed. Lineage: Eukaryota; Viridiplantae; Streptophyta; Magnoliopsida; Brassicales; Brassicaceae. The transcript is spliced from 10 exons. The coding region runs from base 244 to 2688 and encodes 814 amino acids. Gene Ontology annotation, molecular function: lipid binding.